UCUCUCAUCAUACAUUCUCUGGGCAUAAAUAUCCAAUUGUGUCACUAGAUAUUCAUCCAAAGAAGACAGACCUUUUGUGUUCUUGUGAUAGGAAUGGUGAAAUCCGGUACUGGAACGUGACUCAGCUUACCUAUCUAGGUGCCAUGAAGUCUGACUUUGGACAGGACGGUCCUCUCGUUCGUUUCCAACCUAGCACUGGACAAUUACUCGCAGCUACUACAGGAAAUGUUGUCUCUAUAUUUGACGUUGACACACAUACCAAAAAGUACACCUUGCAGGGCCAUAACAUAAGCGUGCAGUGGUUGUGCUGGGAUAACAGUGGGGAGUACCUGGCAUCUGUCAGUGAGGAUCAAGUUAAGGUUUGGUCAGUAUCAUCAGGAGAGUGCACUCAUGAGGUCAGCUCAAAUGGAAAUGCGUUCUAUUCUUGUGUGUUCCAUCCAAGUUAUACCAACCUCUUGGUGAUUGGAGGCUACCAGGUAUAGCACUCGCUCAAACAUUUGAGUUUCAAACUCUUUACUAUCUGCAUUUGAAGCAUGUCUAAUUGUUUUUGCGAAGUGUGUACCCUUGUACUUUUCUACCAGUAAAUUUAAUUAGCUAUCUUUAGAAAUCUUCAUUUCUG
Aegilops tauschii subsp. strangulata is the source of this 619-nucleotide messenger RNA. NCBI's taxonomy places the organism in Eukaryota, Viridiplantae, Streptophyta, Magnoliopsida, Poales, Poaceae. The record is from RefSeq and is a predicted model, not a curated record.